Messenger RNA from Cydia fagiglandana, 1941 nucleotides. RefSeq names its product glucose dehydrogenase [FAD, quinone]-like. NCBI's taxonomy places the organism in Eukaryota, Metazoa, Arthropoda, Insecta, Lepidoptera, Tortricidae. The transcript has 4 exons. The record is from RefSeq and is a predicted model, not a curated record. The coding region runs from base 52 to 1941 and encodes 629 amino acids. Gene Ontology annotation, molecular function: flavin adenine dinucleotide binding; oxidoreductase activity, acting on CH-OH group of donors.
AAUAUAAAACUAGGGUGAUUUUGUGUACAGGUCUGAAUAACAGGAGACACCAUGAGCGCCAUACUCGGUAGGCCCGAUUACCUGGCCUGCUUGGCCAUUGGCACUGCCAUGAAGACGUCAUGCUAUGUUCCAUUGUUGCUGGCGGCUAUAGCCUACUUUAAUUUCCACAAGUACGAUGUAAGAGAUCCAGAAGGUGGUAUUCCCGACAUCGAGGAGUCUAAACUUCUAUCUGAAUACGACUUCAUCGUAGUUGGCGCGGGGUCUGCAGGUUCUGUGGUGGCAAACAGAUUAUCCGAAAAUAGAAACUGGAAAAUUCUUCUACUAGAAGCUGGUGGUGAUGAGACUCAAAUAUCUGAUGUUCCUCUGUUAGCCGGAUACUUGCAAAAGAGUGAAUUAGACUGGCAAUAUACUACAGAGCCCAGUAAAAACUACUGUUUGGCAUUGGAAGGCGGUAGAUGCUGCUGGCCGCGUGGAAAAGUUCUUGGUGGCAGCUCCGUUCUGAACUACAUGCUCUACUUGAGGGGCAACAGAAAAGAUUACGACACGUGGGAAUCCUUGGGCAACAAGGGAUGGGGAUACGACGAUGUACUAUACUAUUUUAAAAAAUCCGAAGAUAACCAAAACCCUUCCUUAGCAGACACUCCUUAUCAUGGUACAGGAGGAUAUUUAACUAUAUCUGAGGCUCCAUAUCACACACCUCUGGUUGAAUAUUUUCUCGAAGCUGGAAAAGAAUUAGGGUACGAGAGUAGGGAUAUCAAUGGUGAAAAACAAGCUGGGUUCAUGAUUGCUCAGGGCACACUUCGAAACGGCAGUCGGUGCUCUACUGCCAAAGCAUUUCUAAGGCCAGUUAAAAACCGCCCGAAUAUCGACAUAUCUUUAAACUCAUUUGUAACUAAAGUGCAAAUAGACCCCAGAACAAAAACCGCAUUUGGUGUCGAGUUUGUCAAGAACAACAAGAUCUAUCGCGUCAGAGCCCGGAAAGAAGUGAUAUUAUCAGCUGGAACAAUCAAUUCAGCUCAGCUGUUAAUGUUAUCUGGCAUAGGGCCAACAGAAGAAUUAAGCAAAUACCGAAUACCGGUAAUUCAAAAUUUAAAAGUUGGCUAUAACUUACAAGACCACGUAGCUGCAGGAGGGAUCGACUUCUUAAUGCAUAAAAAUGCACAGGAAGCAGUUAACGUUGACGUUAAAUCGCUAAGCACUUUAGUGAAUUAUGCCCUUAAUGGGACAGGACCUUUGACUAUGAUGGGAGGAGUUGAAGGUUUAGCGUUUGUUAACACUAAAUAUGCAAACGCAAGUGAUGAUUUUCCCGAUAUCGAGUUUCACUUUCAAACUAGAACUACAAGUUCUGAUAAAGGAAGAGUGUUUAGAUCGAUUCAAGGAAUGCUUGAAGAUUUUUUUAAUGCAGUGGUUGCACCGGUCAACAAGCCGACGUGGUCCAUCAUGCCUAUGUUGUUGAGACCACACAGCAAAGGUCGCAUACAGCUAAGAAGCGCCGACCCCUAUGAUCCCCCCCUUAUAUACCCCUAUUACUUCACAGAUGAAAACGAUAUGGAUAUAAAAACUCUGGUCGAAGGAGUGAAGAUCGUGUAUGCUCUAUCGAAAACGAAGGCCAUGCAGUAUUUCGAAUCAAGAUUUAAUCCCAACAUUUUUCCUGCUUGCAAAAAUGUACGUCGUUACAGUGAUGCAUUUUGGGAGUGUAUGAUUCGGCAGUUUACGGUGACGGUGUAUCACCCGGUGGGGACGGCCAAGAUGGGCCCGUACUGGGACCCCGACGCGGUGGUGGACGACGAACUCCGGGUGUACGGGGUGAAGGCGCUGCGCGUUAUCGACGGGAGCAUCAUGCCCCUCAUGGUGAGCGGGAACACCAACGCUCCCAUCAUCAUGAUAGGCGAGAAGGGAAGUGAUAUGAUCAAGGAAUAUUGGUUAAAGGAGGGAAAGUAA